AUGUGUGAUGGUUUUCCUUUGCCCGACUUUGGGUUUGAAGACGUUCCACUUAUGGCAUUGGAAAAACCAACCAAUUUCGCAACACCUGAAUUUGCGACAACAGAGUUUGAAGAGAUAUGUCGAAAUCUCGGUAUGUCAAUAGAUCCAUUCUCGCCUAUCAGAUCAACAGGAAACUCAUCUGUAUACAAAGCAACAUCGAUCACUACUAACGAGGAAUGGGCAUUAAAAGUUAGCAAACAUAAAUCUAGAAUUGUCGAAGAAUUUCAAAAGAGAAAUUACCUUGAAAAUUCAAAAUACUUAGUGAAAUCAUACGAAAUUUACGAUAAGCCCAACUUUGCAAUGCUUAAAAUGGAAUUAUGCAAUAAUGGAGAUAUUGCCGCAAUGGUAUUAGAAGAACCAUAUUUAUGGCUUCUAAUACAUGAUAUAGGCAAUGCUCUGAAUAUAGUUCAUAAAUCAGGUUGGAUGCAUCUUGAUGUUUCGCCAUCCAAUAUAUUAGUCGAAGGAAAUCUCUUUAAAUUAGCAGAUUUUGGUACUCUAAUUAGAAUUGGGGAGUAUGAGAGCGGCAAAGAAGGUGCAGGGCCAUACUGCUCUCCCGAAACAAUGGAAUUUAAUGGAACAGAUGGAAUUACAGUAGAACCAACAACAGACAUAUUUAGCUUCGGUGUGGUUUUAUUAGAAGCCUCUACAGGUUACCAAGCUCCAAGAGGAGGCGAUGAUAGAUACGGCCAACUUAGAAACGGCCAGAUUUUACUUGGCGGCGAUCUAUAUAACUGUGAUUGCAGCCAGGAACUUAUAGACUUAGUGAACGCUAUGAUUUCACGUGAUCCGGCGGAUAGACCAACUGCGGCUGAUUUAGCAAAUCAUCCGCGUGCUAUCCAGGCAGACAAUGAAAGAAAUAAUUGA
This is a messenger RNA of Trichomonas vaginalis G3, 903 nucleotides long. Its product is annotated as protein kinase protein. Lineage: Eukaryota; Parabasalia; Trichomonadida; Trichomonadidae. The transcript has a single exon. Gene Ontology annotation, biological process: protein phosphorylation. The record is from RefSeq and is a predicted model, not a curated record. Gene Ontology annotation, molecular function: ATP binding; protein kinase activity. The coding region runs from base 1 to 903 and encodes 300 amino acids.